UUUCAGGCCAAAUCUCAAAUGGAGUUUUCAAAUUCAGGCUCAUUGUCGCCGGAGCUCCUCUUCCAAGGCUUCCCCAGAUGCCUGAAGACUUUCCUUCUUCUCCAGUAUUUGUGAGGAAGGAGAAUUUAUCUCUAGAGACACCUUUAAAACGUACACUUGCUUGUCCGAAGCUCCACAAACCUCGGCCGAUAAUCUGUUAGAUUUGAAAGAGAUAGAGUUGCACGUAGGAUCAAAUCCACAAGGACGAGUUUGGUUCAUUCAUUGAAAGUACAAAUAUAAACUCGAGCGCUUUGGAAAUGAUGCGGUAAAAUGAAAGGAGAGAACAGAUAAGUCGAUAUGGAUAAGAAUCCAGCUAAAGAUAUAGUUUCAGGAGUAUAUUUGCAUCAUGUCAGAUGGAUCUUAUAUGUUAUUACCAUUCUCAUCACUCUUAUACCUCAGAUAAACAAUAAGGCAAGGCCACUCGGUCAUUUGCAUUAUGGGUUAAAAUGCACCAGGCCGUCCAGAGUAGACGACAAUUUUUCUGCUGGUACGAGCUUGCCUACUGGCAAAGCGUCGUCUUUUGGCAUGUUGAUGAAAAACAUUGAUGUUUUGGAGGAAACUUUUGCUGAAUCAGGCAUGCUAAGCUUGGGAAGAGAUGGCCAAAAUGACUUAGCCAUUGAGGACGGGGGAUAUCAUAACGUAAACCCGAAAACAGAUGGCCAAAAUGAUGACGUCGUAGUUUACUCUGGUAAAAGAGCAGGAAGAAGAUCAGGAAAUCGAUGUCGAGCGUUGUUGCACGAAAUUCAAGGGUGGUCAUUGACGAAGGCAAUGAAUCAGAUUCAGAAAGCUCGAAAGGCAUUGAACAACGGUAGUAAUCGAUAUUCUGAUGACGAUAUAGCGAAGGCCACUGGCCUUCCUUUGGCCAAGGUUAGACUUGCUAACAACUGCUUAAAAGUUGUUGGUUCGAUUGAUCAGAAGAGGAGUGAUGGCCUAAACAUGAAAUCUAUGGAAUUUGCAGCAGAUACUUCAAUACAGAGCCCAGAAGAGACUGUGAAGCGAAAACUCAUGAAGAUCGACAUCUUAAUCUUCUUGAAGGGUUGGAAUCAAGGGAGAGGCAGGUCCUGCUUAUGCGAUACGGACUUGUCGAUUUCCGACCCAAGUCACUUGAGGAAACUGGGAAACUUUUGCACAUAAGCAAGGAGUGGGUUCGAAAAAUAGAAAAGAAAGCCAUAGCAAAGCUGAAAAAUGAAGAGACUGUGAGGAACUUGAGCCAUUAUUUGGCUUGAUAUACUUCUUUCAGCUAAUCUUUUCAAAACUUGCAGCAGGCCAAGGAAGCCAAGGUUCAUACUAAGAAAGCUACUGUCACAAGAAAACACGACGAAUUGUUCAUAUCUCAAUCAUCGACGUUUCGAGUAAAGAAUUCUGUACAGUUCCAUACACGACACACCAACCCACUGCUUCCAGGUUCGUGUUUUCUAACUUAAAAUAUGUCCUUUACUUCCAUCAUGCACUGAUGAGGCAGUAGAUAAAGAUGUUGACCUGGGCAUGGGCAAACCUUUCACAUAGCUACAUAUAUAGCAAUUUUAAGACAUAUGGCUCCAAAUAUAUAUGCAUUGUAUUACAUGUA
This is a messenger RNA of Cucurbita moschata (crookneck pumpkin), 1606 nucleotides long. RefSeq lists its product as uncharacterized. Gene Ontology annotation, molecular function: DNA-binding transcription factor activity. Bases 337 to 1173 code for a protein of 278 amino acids. The record is from RefSeq and is a predicted model, not a curated record. The transcript is spliced from 5 exons. NCBI's taxonomy places the organism in Eukaryota, Viridiplantae, Streptophyta, Magnoliopsida, Cucurbitales, Cucurbitaceae. Gene Ontology annotation, biological process: DNA-templated transcription initiation; regulation of DNA-templated transcription.